AUGAAGCUUUCCUCGCUUUUUCUUGGCCUUUCGGCGAUUGUGGAAGCCCACGAUGAAGAGUACCACCCGUCUAUUCGAAAGAAGGGAGAGAAAAUCGAGGUCACGUGGCCGGUGGAAGAAGAAAAGGAAGGCUAUUGGAGAGAUGUUGGCAAAGAGAGGUUGAGGAAAAUGCAGCAAAAACCGGAAAUCAAGGGAAAGGCUAAGAAUGCAAUUUUGUUCAUUGGUGACGGAAUGGGAGUUCCAUCAGUGACAGCUGGGAGGAUCCUGGCUGGUGGAGAGGGUCAUGUUUCCAGCAUGGAAAGUCUUGAUUACACAGGGCUCGUGAAGACUUACAAUGUUGACUAUCAGACUCCUGAUUCUGCUGGUACGGCUACUGCCUAUUUGACCGGAGUCAAAGGAAAUUACGGCACGGUCGGAAUAACGGCUGCCGGUCGGAGAGGAGACUGCCAAAGCCAACUCGGAAACGAAGUACAGUCAGUUCUGGAAAAAGCAAAAGCCGCCGGGAAAUCUGUCGGUUUCGUCACUACGACUUAUGUGAACCACGCUUCUCCUUCAGGUGUCUUUGGCAAAUCCGCCGAAAGGACAUGGUAUUCGGACAAGCGGAUGAAACAAGAUCCAAAUGUCAGCGACAAAGAUAUGGAAGAUUGCAAGGACCUUGCUCUCCAGCUUUUUGAGCACGACGAUAUUGAUGUGAUCAUGGGAGGAGGGCGCGAGUUCUUUGUCGACAGAUUGGAUGGACGCAAUUUGAUUCAGGAAUGGAAAGAUGAUGGCAACGUGACCCUGGUGGAAACUGAAUCAGAAUUACGAAAAGCGAUGGACAAUUUGACUCUUGAGCAGCGUCUUAUCGGCAUUUAUGCUGAUCGACAUCUGGAAUAUGAAUACGUUCGAGAGAAAUUUGCGCCGGAGGAACCACAGUUACGACUCAUGGCAGAAGCGGCCAUCAAAAAAUUGUCCCUGAAUCCGAAUGGAUUUUACCUUUUUGUCGAAGGUGGAAAAAUUGACUUGGCGCAUCAUGAUACUAUGCCUGUUAAUGACGGGUCCCUUUAUGACUGGAAAGAAUUCGAUACGAUGAUCGGCAACUCACUUGAGAUGGUUAAUUUGAAUGAAACUAUCGUUAUGGUUUCUGCUGACCACUCACAUACUUUCUCCAUUGGCGCUUAUGGAAAACGAGGAGAGAACAUCUUCGGCCCUGGAAGUCAAACUUCACCUGACGGAGAAAAUGUCAUGAUUCUUGGAUAUGCAAAUGGACCGGGAUACAAUAUUCACGAGAAAACUGAUCAGUACGGAAACGUCACGUGCGGACGAAGAUUGCCGAGCGAGUACAGUGACGAAUGGGAUACAGACAAGCCGUUUGCUGAUUUGCUCGCUCCAACUGCCGUCAGAACUUAUUCCGACGAAAGCUGGGAUCCGUCAGGAGAAUACAUUGAAACCCACGGGGCAGAGGACGUUCCAGUCUACGCCCAGGGUCCUUGGGCACACCUGAUGACGGGCACACACGAGCAAGUUAUGGUUGCUCACGUGAUGGAAUUCGCCCUGUGCAUUGGCGACUACGCCGAAGAACCUCACUGUAACGAAGCAGAAACUGAAAAGGAUGAAGACGGAUCAGCAAGUGGAAAAAUACUGUCAUCUAUGAUUAUUAUGUUUCUCGGGCUUUUAUUCAUGAACUGA
Oikopleura dioica is the source of this 1668-nucleotide messenger RNA. The record is from the annotation of a GenBank genome assembly. Lineage: Eukaryota; Metazoa; Chordata; Appendicularia; Copelata; Oikopleuridae.